Molecule: messenger RNA, 924 nt
Organism: Ascochyta rabiei
Lineage: Eukaryota; Fungi; Ascomycota; Dothideomycetes; Pleosporales; Didymellaceae
Exons: 5
Coding region: 1-924 (307 amino acids)
Molecular function (GO): RNA binding
Source: RefSeq, a predicted model, not a curated record
AUGGAAUACGAGAACGAACAACGCGGCUACGACGACGAGCCUCGUGGCUAUGAGCGCGACCGCAGCAGGUCACCGCGCCGUGAGAGUCGUGACAACGACAACGUGCGCGCCCGCAGCGCUUCUCCCAACGACCGUGACAGCCGUGGCCCGCCGCCCCAGCCUCGCGACCGUCAGACAGACGAGAGCCGCAACGAGGGCUCCAAUCUCUUCGUCACAGGCAUCCACCCCAGUCUGACUGAGGAGGAGGUCACACGUCUCUUCGAGAAGUAUGGUGAAGUCGAGCAGUGCAACAUCAUGCGCGAUCCUCACACCAAGGAGUCCCGUGGCUUUGGUUUCGUCAACAUGGUCACCUCUGACCAGGCAGACGCUGCCAAGGAGGGUCUGCAGGGCGAGGUCCACCAGGGCAGGACACUGAGCAUCGAGAAGGCUCGCCGUGCGCGUCCCCGUACUCCCACCCCGGGCAAGUACUACGGCCCCCCCAAGCGUGAGUUUGGUGGCCCUGGCGGCGGCGCUGGCAGGGGCGGAGGCCGAGGAGGUCCUCGCUACGGCGACCGCUACGGCGACGACCGACGGGGUGGUGGUGGCUAUGGCCGUCGCGAUGACUAUGGCUCUCGCCGCUACGAAGACCGUGGCUACGGCGGUGGCCGACGAGACGACUAUGGCCCUCGUGGCGUAGACCGCUACGCUUCUGACCGUGGCUAUGGCGGCAGGGAAGGCGGCAGGGAAGGCGGCCGUGAUGGCGGCCGUGAUGGUGGUCGUGACGGUGGUCGUGACGAUCGUCGCGGUGGCAGCAGCGGCGGCGGCUACUACGACCGACCCCCUCCCCCAGCUGGUGGUUCCGGAGGCGGCUACGGCGAUGCUCCUCCUCCUCGCGAAUCGUACAGCGGAGGCCGCUCGUACGAGGGUGAACCCAAGCGGUACUGA